AUGGAUGUAAAUGAAGAUCUUAUUAAAAAAAUUACCGCCAAAUCUUCAGUUCCCAUAGUAUUUAGGAAAUAUAUAAUUGAUUGGCCUUUGUGUCAAUGGGAUCCACAGAAAUGGAGUUCGAUAUUUGGUAACACGAAACUACCUUUUCGAUGUCUGAGAAAAGAUUUUGUUUCGGAUGAACCCUGCUGGGAAAGGCGAUGUCGGGAAAAGAUGAUGACUUUCGAAAGUUUUUUGGAGACUAUCAAUACUAGUAGAGAAUGGAUGUAUUUUGACUACAAAUAUAUUCAUAAAUGGAUUAAAAGUGAUAGUGAACUGUGGAAGGAAAUUUCAUGGAAGCAGUUUGGAUACCCCGAUAAAGGAGCCCCUGAUACAACACUAUGGAUUGGUAGUAAGGGUUGUCACACACCAGCUCAUCAAGACACUUAUGGGUAUAACAUUGUAGCUCAAGUGUAUGGCCGCAAGAGGUGGAUACUUUUUCCACCUGAAACUGGUGGUUUGAAGCCUACCAGAGUACCUUAUGAGGAGUCCAGUGUUUAUAGUGAACUGAAUUUCUACUGUCCUGUUGAUUUAGAUCGCUUUACUGGUCUAACUGGUGCUAGAGUGGUGGAACUGUCUCAAGGGGAUGCCCUCCUUGUACCGAGGGGCUGGUGGCAUUAUGUACAAAACCUUGACCCUUUAAAUAUUAGCCUUAAUAUCUGGUUACCCCAUGAAAAGGACAAUUCGACACAAAUCUCUGAAGCUCUUAUAAAAUUAUUGAUAGCACAAAUUUGUAAGGACUUACCACCGGAAACAUCAAAACUGUUAGUGAAUCCAACUGAGGAUGAUAUAUCGGACACACCUCUGGCGGUAUUAUUUUUACAAUUGGACACUGUUGUUAAAUCCUAUUUGGAUAAAAAAAGGAAAUCACGUCGAAUGAAAAGACAAAAAACAUGCGAAGAUAACACCCAAGAGACUGACGUCGAGGAAUUUGAUCUUAAUUCUUUAUUAAAUAAACUAAGUAACCUAGAAGUCGUUCCGGCGAUUAGUUCUAGUGAUCUCAUUGAGUUGAUAAAAAGUAAUAUAAAGGAAUUCGUCGUUAAGGAGAGGACGCCUGAUGAAGAUGAAACAGAGGGCGCCACUAGUAGCCUUUGCUUAACAAAGGCUGUGAUCGACGCAUUCAGCCAAAGCAAUGUCAUUGAUAUGGUGAAGCAAAACCUUUUUGCUAAACUUGGAUAUAACUCAUAG
Messenger RNA from Danaus chrysippus (African queen), 1224 nucleotides. The record is from the annotation of a GenBank genome assembly. Lineage: Eukaryota; Metazoa; Arthropoda; Insecta; Lepidoptera; Nymphalidae.